Molecule: messenger RNA, 1803 nt
Organism: Zalophus californianus (California sea lion)
Lineage: Eukaryota; Metazoa; Chordata; Mammalia; Carnivora; Otariidae
Product: RNA-binding motif protein, X-linked 2-like
Exons: 2
Coding region: 409-1440 (343 amino acids)
Biological process (GO): mRNA splicing, via spliceosome
Cellular component (GO): U2 snRNP; precatalytic spliceosome; catalytic step 2 spliceosome
Molecular function (GO): RNA binding
Source: RefSeq, a predicted model, not a curated record
GGACAAGGGCUCGGGUGGGAUGACCACAGGUCUUCGGGCCCUGACAUGUUUAGGUUUCCGGGUACCGAGGUCUCUAGGGUCCGCCAAUCCAGCCUUUGUGCCGAGCUCUCGGCGGUGACCCUAGAGCCUGGAGUUUCGGCACCUGGUCCCCCAUGCAGUCUCACUAGAUAGCGUUGAGUCUUGUUGCUUUUUUCUGUUGAGCGGUGCAGCGACGGCAGCGUGGGAUCCUCGUGGCGCAGGUCACGUGGCUGGCGGAGUGCGGCAUGGAGGAGGGAGCGUGGUGUCCCACCGGAGGCGUUGGAGGCUCUUGGUUCCUUCUUGGGUUUUACGUUGGCUGAUACAAAGCGUGACUUGACCUUAACUCUCAGUCGAAUUUGCCCGGGACUCAAAGAUAAAAUUGCUUUAGAAAUGAGGGAAGGGAUUUUCGUUAAUAAAGAAGAAAGUGAGGGUGCUGAGCGCGAACCUGAGAAGAUGAACCCUUUAACUAAAGUGAAGCUGAUCAACGAGCUGAAUGAGCGUGAGGUCCAGCUUGGGGUGGCAGAUAAGGUGUCCUGGCACUCCGAGUACAAAGACAGCGCCUGGAUCUUCCUGGGAGGGCUUCCUUAUGAACUGACUGAAGGGGACAUCAUCUGUGUGUUCUCACAAUAUGGGGAGAUUGUUAACAUUAAUCUGGUGCGGGACAAGAAGACUGGGAAAUCCAAAGGAUUCUGUUUCCUUUGCUAUGAAGACCAGAGGAUCACAAUUCUGGCUGUUGACAAUUUUAAUGGGAUCAAGAUCAAAGGAAGAACUAUUCGAGUGGAUCAUGUGUACAACUAUCGAGCUCCCAAGGACUCCAAAGAAAUAGAUGAUGUGACCAAAGAACUCCAGGAGAGGGGCUGUGGGGCUCACACCCCCUCAGUGAGUUCGUCAGAGGGUUCUGAAGAUGACAAACCCACAAAACACAAAAAAGACAAAAAGGAGAAAAAGAGAAGAAAGAAAGACAAAGAGAAGACUGACCGGGAGGUCCAGGCGGAGCAGCUGGCCCCCUGGUCACCACCCAGAAACAAGGUGGUAAGGGAAAAGGAUGACCCUGGCUCUAAAAAGCGCAGCAACAGGAACUCAGAGUGGGGUCAGAAGUCAGAGCCCAGGGAGAUGCGGAAGCACCAGCCCAGCUCUCCCGAGGUCAGGGCAACCUGCCGCGGUGGAGAAGGGGACAGAGAGAGGGAGCCGAAGAAAAAGAAGCUGAAGCAUGAACAUAGGUCCUCAACCAGAGAAGAAAAGAACCGAGAUAGAGACCGAGGCCGAAGCUCAGACACACACUCCAGCCAGCCCAGUGGACGUUCUGAGGGGCGUAGUCAGCGGAGUAGAAGCAGGAGCCGGGAGAGGUCCCACGGGCCGAAGAGGGCCCGGCGCUCACGGGACCAGGAGUCUUCUAACCCCGGUGACCGCAGGCACCACUGAAGCUGCGGCCUCUCUCUCUUCCCAGGAGAACUGGAACUGGAAAUGUACUUGGUCUUUAAAAUGCAAAAAAAAAAAAAAAAAAAAAAGUGAAUGAGAGUAGAGGCAUGGUUCGGCUUUUAGGUAUACCAAAGCAAAAUUGAGCAUCAUAGCCCUGCCAAGCAGUGGGCUUGGAUCUUUGACUUCUGGAAUCAAACACAUCUAGAUUUGGGACCAGGCUCUGUUUUCUUAAAAUGUAUAACCUGAACAUCUUGCUGAACCUCUCUGAGUUUGUUUCUGUUCCUACGGGAGAUGCCAUCAUCUACUUUAAGAUUUUUGUGAAUUUCAGUAACAUGAUAAAUAUGAAGUGGCAAUCCCAGUGCCUGG